UUGUUAUUUACGGAUGUAAUAUUAUUUUGCACGACGGAAUGCAAUUAAGGUACUUGCCCAUACCAGCAAUGGCGGCUACAUGCCGGAAGUCCAAGACAAAAAAAAAACACUCUCACGGUUGUCACUUACUGACGACAACUAACCCUCGCGAGAAAAAAGUGGACGCACAGCAACAGAUGACGUCAGCGCGCGGCCAUGUUAUGAAGGGAAAAGUUGCUACGAUGACAGAUAACGUCCGCGUAGAAACAAGUUAAUUUACGGCUCCGUGGGAGGCUUCGUGCACCAGGGGCAGACACGCAUGAAGCACCGGCGGCUCCCCGUGUCCGUUAGGCAGGGAUGUGCUACCAACGGCGUGUGUUAGUGCGCGUCAGGUGAUUCCCCGUCCAAGCUGGCGGCUGUUGUGUGCGUCACGUGACGCCGUGCUGGCCCAAUCGCAGAGCGGGGCAGGAGAUUGCCGAGGAGAAGUGCAGCGCUGGAGUCAGUUAGUUCUGCUGUCCGCCUCCCCGAAGAAAGCCAUGAAGGAAGACAAGGAGAACACGAAACCCAAGGAGAAGAAGGGGGAGCAGCUCGGGGCGGAGGAUGGGGACAGACCCGUGAAGGAGAAGAAGGAAGUCAUGAGCAAGGUUGUGAUCCGUCGCUUGCCUCCAAGUCUUACCAAAGAACAGCUGGAAGAGCAUCUUCAGCCUCUACCAGAACACGACUAUUUUGAGUUUUUUGCAAAUGACACCAGCUUAUUUCCUCAUAUGUUCUCAAGGGCAUACAUCAACUUCAAAAGUCCAGAUGACAUUGUGUUAUUCAGAGAUCGCUUUGAUGGCUAUGUGUUCAUUGACCAUAAAGGUCAGGAAUAUACAGCGGUUGUGGAAUUUGCCCCUUUUCAAAAAGUGGCAAAAAAGAAAAGCAAGAAAAAGGAUUCCAAGACUGGGACUAUUGAUGAUGAUCCAGAAUACAAAAAGUUCUUAGAUUCAUACAGCAUGGAUGAAGAGAAGCUCGCCUCCACUCCAGAGACAUUGUUGGAAGAAAUAGAGGCAAGAAACAAAGAAAUGAUAGCUAAGAAGACAACUCCAUUGUUGAGCUUCCUAAAAAAUAGACAGAGAAUAAGAGAUGAAAAGCGUGAAGAGAGAAGGAGGAGAGAACUUGAGCGUAAAAGAAUACGAGAAGAAGAAAGAAGGAAGUGGAAAGAGGAUGAGAGAAGAAAAAGGAAAGAAGCAGAAAAACAGAAAAAAUAUGAAAGGACUCCAGAGAAAGAAACAGAAAGAAUAAAAGAUGAGCCUAAAAUCAAGCUUCUUAGAAAGCCUGAGAAAGAUGAUGAACGAGAGCCAGAAAAGAAGUUUAAACCCAGAAAGCUGGAAAAAGAGAAUGUGAGAGAAGAGCGCAUCUCAACCACCAAGAGAUCCGAUGGAGAAACUGGAGAAGAAAAGCUUAAACGAUGUGAAGAUGACUAUAUGAAAGAUUAUAGAGAUAAGGAUUACAGAGAUAAGGAUUAUGAUUUAGAGCGACGUGCAAGAGAAAAAGAGAGGCAGCGUUAUCAUGAGGAUGAACGGCGUAAACAGAGGGAUCGAUAUGAGAAAGACCGAUACUUUCGAAGACGGGAUGAUGACUUCAGGAAGGACCGGGAAGUAGUAAAGGAGAGAGUGAGAAAGCAGGAGGUUAGUGAAUCUCAGUCUACCACUGAUAAAGUUGAGCGUCCAUCCCGAGAAGAAAAGAAAGAAGAUAUGGCCAAAAGAGAUCGAAUCAGAAACAAGGAUCGCCCUGCAAUGCAAUUAUACCAACCCGGGGCAAGGAGCAGGAGCAGGUUAACACCGUGUGAUGAGAGCCCAGCCAAAUCCGGUGAUCAGACAACUGAGAAGACGCAGGAGAGUGAGACCAGUGAUACCAGAAAAGAAGAGUAAGAAUUUAGAAGAUUUGGAGUGUCCUGCCCGUUGUGACAACCAAAGAAUACAAAUUCUGCAAUCCAGAAGUGCCUUCACAGAGAAGGAAUCAGGAACAGGCAGGAGCAGGGUCCGGAGGAAAGACAUAGAGGUGCCUAUGGGGUGUAGAACGUGCAGAAUUUGGGUCAGAAUCCAUAAUGGCUUCACACAGCAACAUGAAGGCUGGUGGAACGUUUAGUAUAUAGGACUGUAGUGGAAAUGGUGAGAGGAGACCAUGAAAAUUUCAAGUUUACAAUAUCUUGUCUUGUGGCCUUAAUGAAACACGAGUCCUCCGUUCCGGUAUUGGCAGAGGGAAAUGACAGAAGAAUAUUUUUGAAUGUUCCAGCCUAGUAUUACAUGGGCUGUUUCCAUAGAGCUUGCCCUGUAUUUCAGUUUUGCUGUUAAAGUGUUAAUAAAUAUUCUGCUUUUUAUUCCUUUCUUUUUACAUUGGACAUUCUUUAGACGAGAAUGAUCGCUGCUGUAAAAUGCUGUCAAGACUCAGAACAAUGCUGUAAUUUUUGGUUUUCCGAAUUAUUUUCAUACAGAUCUUUAUUACUUGCAAUGAGAGAAGUCUACAUUGGCAUAUUCACAGGCACGCGGCGGCUUAUUUUAUCACGCCUGGAUCAUAUAAAGUAUUAAAUGUAACCUAUGUGAUUUCUUAAUGUUUUUUUUUUUUUCCUAGGAAAAAUAA
This is a messenger RNA of Bufo bufo (common toad), 2598 nucleotides long. RefSeq names its product UPF3B regulator of nonsense mediated mRNA decay (gene UPF3B). Bases 516 to 1889 code for a protein of 457 amino acids. Gene Ontology annotation, biological process: positive regulation of translation; nuclear-transcribed mRNA catabolic process, nonsense-mediated decay. Gene Ontology annotation, molecular function: mRNA binding. The record is from RefSeq and is a predicted model, not a curated record. Gene Ontology annotation, cellular component: cytoplasm; nucleolus. The transcript is spliced from 10 exons. Lineage: Eukaryota; Metazoa; Chordata; Amphibia; Anura; Bufonidae.